Molecule: messenger RNA, 2376 nt
Organism: Rotaria sp. Silwood2
Lineage: Eukaryota; Metazoa; Rotifera; Eurotatoria; Philodinida; Philodinidae
Source: the annotation of a GenBank genome assembly
AUGCGGACAUCUAAAACUCGAUCAUCAUUAAACACAUCUUCAACAAAUAAUGAUUCUUCUUUUCGAUGGCAACAAUGUUCGCAAUGUUUAAAAUCGAUACCUAAUAAUUCUGAUAAUCAUCAAUGUUCAGAUGAAUUAAAUGGUUUAUUUGUUGAACAUAAUCGAGCAAGACUUCUUAUUCAAGAACAUAAAUCUGACUAUUUCAAAGAUUUAACAUUUCCUUCAUUUAUGCAUACAGAUAUUAUAUUUAUAUCUCCGGAAACUAUGCGUCUUCUUCGAGAUAUCCAUCGAAAUGAUCAUAUUCUUCUUAUAUCAACAACAAAAGAUCAACAACGAACAUUAAGAAUAGGUUUACUUUGGUCAAAUUCACUUCUUGCUGAUAAUCAAGUUGCUAUUAGUCGCACUGUGAUUGAUCAAUUAUCUGAACAACAAAUGAUCGAACUUCGAGCAAUUCCAAAAGAUCAUAUUCUAGACACGGAUAAUGUUACAUUAAGAGCAAUUACUCCAUGUGAAUCACGUAGUACAAAUGAACGCCGUUUAAUCACAAUAUGUCUAAAGCAUCAAUUAGUAAAUCGAAUUGUUUUUGAUGAACAACAUAUAGAUUUUGUUUAUCUUGGUCAAUCAAUUAUUUUUCGUAUUGAAAAAGCAACUGAUGAUAUAAAUCUCAUUGAUUCACUUCAUUCUCUUUCACUUGAUAGUAAUCUUCCAAAGUUUUAUCGAAUUUAUCCAUUAACAACUUCAAUUAAUAUUCAUUUUGAAUCUACAACAAUGAAUAAUAAUAAUAUUCAAGUUAAAUCUAUUUCAUUAUCAGAUAUUGGUGGUUUAAAAAAAGAAAAAUCUGAUUUAAUUGAUCUUCUUGUUACAUCAACAACAAAUUAUAUUCCACCACGAGGAAUUCUUCUUCAUGGUCCAAAAGGAUGUGGUAAAACAAUGCUUAUUAAUGCAAUAGCUCAUGAAAUUUCAGCAACAAUCAUUCGUAUAAAUCCAUCUGAUAUAUAUAGUCGACAUUAUGGUGAAAGUGAAACAAAACUUAAACAUCUUUUUGCGCAAACAAAUAUAACAAAGAAUAAUAAUCUUAAGAAAAAGUAUUUACUUAUUGUUGAAAAUAUUGAAAGUCUUUGCCCUAAUCAAGAACGUAUAACACAACAAUUAGAACGAAGAUUAACAACAACAUUUAUUGAAUUAUUAGAUCGAUAUUUAGAUGGAAAAAAUAUUUUUUUAAUAGCAACAACAAAUCGACUUGAUUCAGUUGAUACAGAUAUAAGACGUCCAGGUCGAAUUGAUGAAGAAAUUGAAAUUGGAGUACCUAAUCAACAGGAUCGACUUGAAAUUUUACAAAUUAAACUACAAACAAUAUCAAAUGAUCUCAAUGAAGAACAAUUAAAACUCAUUGCAGAACGAACACAUGGUUUCAGUGGAUCUGAUUUAGAAAAUUUAUGCAGAAAAGCAAAUCAUUAUGCAAGAAAAACUAAACAAUCAAACAUAAAUUUAAAUAUAGAACAUUUUGAAAAUGCUUUAACUGUCAUUCGACCAAGUAGUAUGCGUGAAGUUAUACUUGAAGUACCAAAAGUAAAAUGGUCAGAUAUUGGUGGUCAACAUGAAUUAAAAAAACGUCUUGAAGAAAUGGUUGUUUGGCCAUUAAAAUAUGCUCAUGCACUUGAUCGACUUAAUGUUCAAGUACCAAAAGGUAUUUUAAUGUAUGGUCCACCUGGUUGUUCAAAAACAAUGGUUGCAAAAGCUAUUGCUACUGAAUCAGAUCUUAAUUUUAUUGCUGUUAAAGGACCAGAAUUAUUUAGUAAAUGGGUGGGUGAUUCAGAACGAGCUGUACGAGAAUUAUUUCGUCGUGCACGUCUUGCUGCACCAGCAAUUAUAUUUUUCGAUGAAAUAGAUGCUAUUGCUAAUUCACGAUCAAAUUCAUCGAAUUCUCAAUCUAAUGUCAGUGACCGUGUUAUUGCAACACUUCUUAUUGAAAUGGAUGGUAUUGAAAAAUUAAAAGGUGUAACAAUUAUUGCAGCUACAAAUCGACCUGAUUGUAUUGAUCCAGCAUUGAUGCGACCAGGACGUUUUGAUCGUCUUGUAUAUGUUCCAUUGCCAGAUGAUCAAACACGUUUCGAAAUCUUUCAAAUUCGAUUUCGUCAUUCACCAAUACAUUCAAAUAUUCAAAUAGAACGUUUAGUUGAAUUAACAAAAAAUUAUUCAGGUGCAGAAAUUACUGCUGUUUGUGAUGAAGCAGCUUUAAUUGCUUUACGUGAUAAUAUUGAUGCUCAUCAUAUUGAAUGGCAUCAUUUUGAACGUGCAUUAGCUUCUAUUAAACCAAGAACAAGUGAUGAACAUAUACGAAGACUUGAUGCAUUUACCAAACAACAUGGAAAAUGA